UGGGUGACGGGAGGGGGAGGGAGCCAGGCAGAGCUGAUCCCACGUGUGACGCUCGCAUUCCCGGCUCAGUAAUAUUCUCUUAGCUCUGACAGUGUGUGUGUUAGUUACUGGCCAUAGUUGGGUUAGCCAUGGAGGGAGACGGGAGCCAAGCCACAUCUGGAAGCCCUAACGAUUCGCAACACGACCCGGGUAAAAUGUUUAUCGGUGGCCUCAGCUGGCAAACUUCACCAGACAGCCUUAGAGACUAUUUUAGUAAAUUCGGAGAAAUCAGAGAAUGUAUGGUGAUGAGAGAUCCCACGACAAAACGCUCCAGGGGAUUUGGCUUUGUUACGUUUGCGGAUGCGGCCAGUGUAGAUAAGGUCCUAGCUCAACCUCACCACGAAUUAGACUCAAAGACGAUUGAUCCUAAAGUUGCCUUUCCAAGACGCGCUCAACCCAAGAUGGUCACAAGAACAAAGAAAAUAUUUGUAGGCGGAUUAUCAGCUAACACAGUAGUUGAAGAUGUGAAGCAGUAUUUUGAACAGUUUGGCAAGGUAGAAGAUGCUAUGCUUAUGUUUGAUAAAACUACAAAUAGACAUAGAGGAUUCGGCUUUGUAACUUUCGAGAACGAGGAUGUGGUGGAAAAGGUCUGCGAGAUUCAUUUUCACGAAAUCAAUAAUAAAAUGGUAGAAUGUAAGAAGGCCCAGCCGAAGGAAGUGAUGUUUCCUCCAGGGACGCGGGGGAGAGCCAGAGGUCUGCCCUACACCAUGGACGCCUUUAUGCUGGGAAUGGGCAUGCUGAGUUAUCCAAACAUUGUAGCAACGUAUGGCCGAGGAUACACUGGUUUCGCCCCAAGCUACAGCUACCAAUUCCCUGGCUUCCCGGCAACAGCGUACGGUCCAGUAGCGGCGGCGGCAGCAGUGGCGGCAGCGCGUGGCUCAGGUAGGGGGGCCUGUGGAAGAGGCGGCUACGCAGCAUACCCUCAGAGCACAGGGCCAGGCUUCCCCGAUUACGGUUUCUAUUCCUCGCCAAGCGACCAACGGGGGCCCCCCUUCUCCUUUGCGGACUAUGGCUCCCUGGGCCCCCAGGCGGCUCAGCUGCUGCAAAGCGAGCAUGCCACAUCAGCCUGCAACUCCCCUCUCCAGCACCUGGCCAGCCCGGAUCAGUAUAAGAGCCCAGGCACCAACCCGCCCCGGCCUGGAGCCUUUCCUGGAGCCAGCAGUCCCGGGCCAGUGGCUGACCUGUACGGCCCCACCAGCCAAGACUCCGGCGUGGGCAACUACAUUAGCGCUGCUAGUCCCCAGCCCGGCUCCGGCUUCGGACACAGCAUUGCUGGUCCUUUGAUUGCGACAGCUUUUACAAAUGGAUACCAUUGAAACCUAACAGGUGGUUGGUUGCCAUCUCAUUUGAGCAGAGUUUAUCAGGAGGCCCGGGGAAGACUGGCCGGAGUUUCUAAUUGGUUCUGUGUACAGGUAAAGGCCAUUAAACUUCAAGCACUACAGCGCUGAACGGGAAUCUAAAGCUGAGAUGGCGCCACACGAAGAACAAACCGAAACGUCAGAAUCAUCUCAGAAAGAAGAAAAAAAACGAAAACAACUAAACAAUCUGCUGUACUAUACUGAAAACCUGGCUUUUGAAUAUUUUAUCCUAGUGUAGCCCUGACCUUGAAUUAGGAUUUAAUUUUAUUUAGUUUCCUUUCUUGUUUUAGCGUUUUAGUCAUCUUUUAUUGUGUACACGUUGAAUCAAUCAACGUUUCUUUGAGUUAAUAGAUGUUCUUCAUUGUUCUUGAAUGUUCUCUGAUGAGAGCGACUAUGUAAACAUAAACCGUCUCUUUUUUUCGUUUGUUUUUUGAGGUAGUAAUAUUCCAAUAGCAGUUUCAUUUCACAGCCCUCGUCUAUCACGUUUUCAGGGUUCAUUUCAUACAAGCAAGAAAGCGGAUUGAAAUGACUCUUGAACGCUUGAAAAGGUGACAUUUUUAAUUCAAGCCUAAACCGCAAUGAGUGGGUAACUCAAAAAAAUCUUAGUAGCUCUGUUCUAUGUUUAUUGUGAUGUCUUGUUAACCAUGAUUACCUAUUUUGGGCAAUAAGAGGACUACAAUAUUUUCACAGUCCUUUUUUAUAAAUGUCAUUUUUGUUGUCGACGAAAACAAAAAGAAAAAAAAAGAAGAAAAAGCUUUCCUUUUAAUACUUUGUGAAAUGAGAUUUAAAAAGAAAAGAUUCUGAAACUGUAUAUAUUAUUCUGUUCACUGCAUCAAAACUGUUUCUGAGAGAGAACCAUAUUUUUGUGACGGUGUCAUAGAGGUUGUAUCGUGCGCAAGCCGAAAUAUGUCAGUGCAAAAAUAUCUUCGAGGCUCAAUGCAGUAACCGAGGUCCAUCUGUAGCACAAAGGCCGUGAUUUACCCCAGUACGGACGAAACUCGAAUCGAACACUGUUAGCUCGCUUUGUAAAUACCGUCGGCUUUACAACUGUGCAGGUGUCAUACCAGCAUACGGAUUAGAUAGUACGUUAAGAUGUGCACAGCUUACAAAGAGAACAUACUUUACAAGGUAUACAGAAAUCAGCAUCGUAACAAAAAAAGAAGAAAUAAUACACAAAAAAAAAAAAAAAUCACGACAAAAUCCAAAGCACACAUGAACUAUGAUUUCAAACCGUGUCGAGACAUUUCAUGUUAACCUUUCGUUUCGCAUUCUAGCGUGAGCUUCUGUUUUUUUCCCGUCGGGUGUCGAUGUCGGAUUAACCAUUCGAAUAACAAAGGCAAUAUUUCAAAAAGUGUUUUUGAAAUUGCUCUACGAUUAGGAAAGAAAACAAGUCUUUUAUACCAUUACCUCAGUCCUGUGAGAAUUACUUUAAAGGAGAUUAAAACAAAUUAAUUUAUUUUAGCCUGAGACAGAUAUUGAAAAAAGAUAUUAAAGUGUUGUUUUGAAAUUAAGUAAAUCAUUGCACUGUGAGAGAGAAUUUAUCAUUUUCUAUUUGCACAUGUGAACUGACAGUCUCUAACGUGGGUCAUGUGAAGGAGGACGCUUACGAAUCUCGAGUCUCGGCUUGCGUCGAUUCGAAGACUGUACUUUGAAAUAAUCUCUCGCCAGGGAUUUUAUUCUAGAAUAUCAGAGAUGACAGAUGAGUUUAUUGGUAGCAAUAGUUCAUUUCCUCAGAAACACUGAAACUGAUUGAAACCAGUAGCUGCUACACACAUUUGUUGUACAUGUGGGGACUGGAUUUGAUGAGACACAAAUGGCAUUUAGAAAUAUGAAUGAUAUUUACAAUAUGAAUUGACUGAUGUAUGCUGUUAUUCGAUCUUGUUGAAAAUGUUUUAUUUUUUUGCUUUUAUUUAAUUUCUGGGUUUGUUUUUAGUUUCCGUUUUUGUUUUGUUCAUUUCACUAAACUCUAACAGGUGAGGCAGAAUGCUGGAUUCUUUCUCAAGAAGGAGAUGUGAUAAAAGUAAUACGAUUUAAAAAAAAAAAAAGAAAAAAGAAAAACAACAAGAACUUUGUGCUAACUGUUUGAGCUGUUUUAAAAAAGACAAACGUACAAAAAAAAGAAAGAAGAUGAUCCCGAACAUGUUUUGAAUUUAAAUAGGGAUGGAUUUUUAUCAAUAUUUUUGUGGAUGUUAAUGAUUAUACUAAAUAUAACAAUGACAAUAAUACAGAUAUUAUGUACUGUAUUUAUCAAUUGUUUCUCUUCAUUCCCUGUCACCUCAUUCAGUAAUCUUAUGUUGAUCAUUGUAUUUUAGUAGUGUGUAAAACAAAAAAACGAGAAAACAACCGAAAAAAAGAAAAAAAAACAGGAAUAUGACUUUACCUUGUAAAAGAGUGCUGUCUUGAUGCCAGUGUAGUGGUCUAUACACUUCUCGGUUGGUAUUUUUCCACAUUUCCCUCCCCCCCCUCACUCUCCUUUUGUCGUUUUGCCCUUUCUCUAUAUCUCACUCUCUCUUUAGUGAGUAGUCGUAGGUGUUAUGUACUUAAUGUUAAGACGUAGAGGUAUUCAUUAGCAAUCGUAGGACCAGUAAGGAUAGAACUUUCUCUUUAUAAUCAUUUAAAGACAAAAGACAAAAAAUGCUGAGCGUUAUUUUCAUAGCAAUUUUUCUUUCUUUCGUUCGUUUUUUUUUCUUCUUCUUUUUUCUCCUUUUUUGUUCCACUGUUUUGCUGGUCUCACAUGGUUUCAACUAACCAAAGCUCUCACUGAUGAAAUCUAGGAGAAAGAAAUUGCUGUAAUCAAGGCAUUAAUUGGAUCCCCACCCUUGAAUGUUUUAAAAGGGGUGUGUGCCAUACUACCUUAAAUGCUAACGCUAGAUAUGCAAAACCGCUUUACUUUGGUUUUUUAAGAGGGACGCAAGCUAUUCCGAAGAGGAUUUUAUUACAUGAAUAAAUAUUUUUUUAGUAAGUUCGAAUCAAUUAACAAUAACGAUAUAGCUUAAUCAUUAUAGAUACGGAUAAAACACUAAUAGGUUUUUGAUAUUUAUACUCUUCAGAAAUCCCACUUUUUUGGAUUUUAUUUUUAUGCCUUUAGUUUCGAGUCAACAUACGAUUGUUUUUGUACUUUUUAAUUACAUUGCCAGCUUUUCAUUUUAAUUCAGCAUCCGCAUUCGAUACCAGACGGCGUCAUUGUCUAAUUAGUGUGAAUCCAGUGUCACUCUGAAUCUGUAUUCCUGAAUCACAUCUGUUCUCAGGGAUAUCAAACAUGAGCCACCUUCGCAAGGGAGAUUUUUAUGCUACUAGCGAGUUACGAUCAGCACAACUCAGUACAUUUGAGCUAAAUUUAACGGUGCUGUCGGGAUGAAACCGUGCACAGCAUUUUCUUACUCGAGACAUCUUUUUAACCGGUAACGCUACGCGGUUAGUUGAGCAUCCAGCGUCCAUUUAGGUCUGAAGGCGAAUGUUUGACCGCAGAUGAAGCACAUUUCCCUUCUGCUGUCAAAUACAAGCGUGGUUCGGUGACUCUCGGUUAAAAUGAAGGCUGGCAACCCUUUUAAACGGCAUUUCCAUUCGCUUACCCUGUUCCCUGAUUUUUCCGUAAUUUGAUCUCGUAGCUUGGACUUUAAGGUAGCAUGGCUCUGUUGCCACCAUUUUGUUUUCCAUGGACAGCAGUUUACAGCGGAUGAAUGUUACACAUCUUGCUAGACUAGUUAAAUCAUUGGAAAAUUGUUGGUUUAAAAAAAAAAAAAAAAGAAAAAGAAAAAAAGACAAUGACCUGGAAGGUGUUGAGUGAUUUUGGGAGUGAACUACCGUAUCCAUUUAAACUUGAAUUUUGCGGCAAGUGUUAGGCAAUGGCCAAAACGAUCAUCCCACUAAUAAAGCAGCAAAGCGUUCUACACUGUAAUGUCUGAUGUACAGUAUACUUGUAUGCAUAUACAAGAUAUAUAUGUAUAGUGUAUAUAUAUCUCUUUGUUAAAUUGUUGAAACUGCCUCAUCAUCGUAGGUGAACUGACGCUAGUCCACACUGUUUGUUUCACUGGCUGUUGAAUCAUGAGUUGUCCAAGAGCUGCAGCAGAUGUGCAAGGAGGCCCGGUAGUAGUUUAGCUGUCGUGUGAACCAGACGAGGACGUGUAGCUCAAUGGGGACGGGUACGGUCAAUAUGGUGUCAUUAGGUCUUAUUUUUGACACUCGGUCUGUCAUUUUUUUCCGGAGGCUUCCUUCGGCCUCGCUGAUUGCCUUGCCCAUUCCUAACACUUGCCCAUUUUUUAACGUUAACGGACUUUUUACCGCGAGAACUGACUGAACGGACUGACGUCUGAAAGCAUCUUUCAGGUCUUCUUGUAUGGCUUGCUCAAGCCCUGUUGUAAAAUAAACUAAAGUGGAUGGGGGUCUCUCACAUCUCAGAUGUGGAAAGUAUAAUUUUAUAUUUGUAUUUUCAAAUAAUAAUGAUAAUAAUAAUAAAAAAUGUUUGUGAAAGGUUUCCAUCCUCUACUGUGGUCCAGAAAUCAAUGUGUUUGUCUGGAAAAGAUAAAAAAAAAUAAAAUACAAAAAAAUACAAAAAAAAUAAAUAAUAAAAUAAAAGAGUUUUGAACCAUUUCACUCAUGGUUUUUAUUUUCAACUUUUUUCAAGCAAUUGAUUUGUGAUUCAAAAGAAAUGAAUAUACCUGCAAAAGAUUGUAUGCCAGAACAUGCACAACGAUUAAAAUGCACAAAGUUGAAUACAGAGCCCAACA
Messenger RNA from Labeo rohita (rohu), 6124 nucleotides. RefSeq names its product musashi RNA-binding protein 2b (gene msi2b). Gene Ontology annotation, cellular component: cytoplasm. The transcript is spliced from 15 exons. Lineage: Eukaryota; Metazoa; Chordata; Actinopteri; Cypriniformes; Cyprinidae. Gene Ontology annotation, molecular function: RNA binding. The record is from RefSeq and is a predicted model, not a curated record. Bases 129 to 1355 code for a protein of 408 amino acids.